AUGAGCGACGGAAUCACCGCAUCGCGCGCGGAAGUUAUGGAGACCGUUUAUGAGCUCGCUUGCCUGCUCAACACUGGUCUUGAUCGCGACACUCUAGCGAUUCUCAUGGCGCUUAUUCAAAAAGAUAGUAAUGGAUCGUGUCAAGAACGUACAUACACUGGCGGCAAGCAGCCUUUGUCAACUCAGGAACUCCAGAAAAAGCGCCGCUCGGACUACUAA
Molecule: messenger RNA, 219 nt
Organism: Plasmopara halstedii
Lineage: Eukaryota; Oomycota; Peronosporomycetes; Peronosporales; Peronosporaceae
Product: Protein of unknown function DUF3743
Exons: 4
Coding region: 1-219 (72 amino acids)
Biological process (GO): gamma-tubulin complex localization
Cellular component (GO): gamma-tubulin ring complex
Source: RefSeq, a predicted model, not a curated record